CAAGUUGAGAAAUUUACGCGGGAUUUCCAAGAGAAAGCGCAGAUAUAAGGCGGGAGUUGCGUGUAAGAUCCUCACUCUACUCUCUACAAGAUGCGUUCUCAUGGUUCAGUCUCCUUUGUCUUGGCUUCUGCCAUCAUUGCCCUCUGCAUUUCUAUGAGCUAUGCAGGAUCUUCACCCUUCGCUUCCAUUCAUCACGUGACAAGAAGAGAUGCAGAGCCUAUUGCAGAUCCCCAUAGAUAUGGUGGAUACGGAGGGAGAUAUGGAGGUGGAUACGGAGGCGGAUACGGAGGCGGAUAUGGUGGCGGUUAUAACAACUACGGAGGCGGAUAUGGUGGUGGAUUCGGCGGGGGUCGUGGGGGCGGUAUUGGUAGUGCCAUAGCUCCUUAUCUGGUUGGUAAAGUGGCCGGACUUGCUGUUGGGAGUUUAAUUGGCCGUGGAUAAAAUUGUAUUUUUUAUACUUUGUAAACAGUUAGUCUGAAUAAAUAUCAAAUAUGUGGAAAA
Molecule: messenger RNA, 501 nt
Organism: Eurytemora carolleeae
Lineage: Eukaryota; Metazoa; Arthropoda; Copepoda; Calanoida; Temoridae
Product: ctenidin-3
Exons: 5
Coding region: 91-441 (116 amino acids)
Source: RefSeq, a predicted model, not a curated record